Cuscuta campestris is the source of this 1893-nucleotide messenger RNA. The record is from the annotation of a GenBank genome assembly. NCBI's taxonomy places the organism in Eukaryota, Viridiplantae, Streptophyta, Magnoliopsida, Solanales, Convolvulaceae.
CACUCCCCUUCGGCCGUCUUCCUAGAUUACUGCUCCGCCAGCUUCCCUGUGUCUCCACCGCCCGGCUCGCUAGUCGCCCCUGCCGCUAGCUCUGCGCUAGGUCCCGGCGCUUGGUGUCGUUUCAAGGAAGUGAAGGAACUUCUCACGAUCAUAACUUGUUCCUCAUCAAUAUGCACCGGUUGAAUCCCAAAACCCCUCUCACUUGCAUUUUCUGUUGACGCAGCUUUUGGUUGAUUUUAUCAGUUCAAUGUAUCAAGUGGUUGUGCACUCAGGAUUUUCCUUUUUAUAGAUUACAACUCCUUUACCUUGUUCAACGUAGGUGCAGUCACUCUUUUGAACUUCUCAAUGUCUCCAACGAGCUUCCUCAUCCUAUUCGCUGACCAGGGUGUCAAGAAAUGGACGGUUUUAGAAACUCCCAGAUUUUGACAUAUGUUUUAAAAUGCCCCCCCCCCCCAAAAAAAAAAUCUUCAUAUUGAGGUACGAAGGUCAGCGUUAGAUGCUCUACGCCUUUACACAACCAGACAUUCAACCUAGACCAAGUUGUAUUUGCUUCUGAACAGGUCAAAGCUGCACAGCAAACAGUGACAUGCAGCUUUGAAAUCAGCAAAUAAAGAAUUGAAUGGAAUGAUGGAACUGUGAAGAUUCACGACAUCGAUAACUUGCAAGAUGAAAUGAUGGAGCUGAUGGAUCGAUGUUAGUAACAAAAUUUGAGAAACCAUUGGUAGAAGCUACAAUGUUCCUGAUGACAUUGAUGAGGAAGAGCUUCUGGGUGAGUUUGAUGCAUUGGCAGCGGACAUGGAGAGUGAAGGGCACAGAGUCCCUUCAUACCUCAAGGCUUAAGCCCGACAAGGAGAGUGAAGCUGAUAAAAUGUUGGGUUCAGAGUUUAACCUGCCUGCAGCACCAACUUCGCCAUGCAUGCUCCAUUCCCAGUUAACACUGAGGUGCGGAGAAGUUGAGACGGGGCUACUUUUGGACGAGGGCGGGGUGAACGGCUUACUUGGUCUGGGGCACACGCCAUUGGAUGUGACGACCCUCUUGUCGUCCCAAGGGCUGAUCCGGAACUCAUUUUCCAUGUGUUUUGCACACGAUGGGAGUGGUCGGAUUGCCUUUGGGGACAAAGGGGAUUCGGACCAACGGGUUACCCCAUUGGAAGGUGGACGCGAAAGUGCACACUACAUCGCACGCGUAGAUCGAGUCUACGUGAAUGAUGUAGUGGCGGAUGUUGGGUUUGAUGCGGUGUUCGACUCCGGCACGACUGUCACCUACUUGGCCGGAGAAGCAUAUGCCACGGUCACAAAGAUUUUUGAUUCUCUUGUGAAGGACCCACGCGUUGAGCUCAUCAUAGACACUUUUGAGUAUUGUUACGCUCCAGGGGCUAAUAAUACCCCUUCUGGGAUUCCAACUCUGAGCUUCAAGACUAGAGGGGCUAAUAUCUCCGUUACGAGUCCCAUAGUACCAUUAAAAGGCCAAGGGGUGUAUUGUUUGGGCAUUGCUAACAACAAAAUCAACCCCCUUAAUAUUAUUGGACACAACUUUUUGACCGGUUAUCGCAUCAUAUUUGAUCGGGAAAAGUUUGUUCUCGGAUGGAAACCGUCUGAUUGUAAAUCGAAGGACGCUAACACUACUGCAUCUAAUUCUAAUGCAUCCGCCUUAUCAGGAAUGGAGAGCAUACUAUUUUUGUUCUUUGUUUAUUUUUCAUAUUCACAAAUUAUGUGAUUUGUCAAAUUUGUUUACAUUAGGCAUGAUUUCCACCCAUUGAAAUCGUCUAUCUUCUUUCAGAGCCUCUCCAUCUUCUCCCUUCUUCUUCCGUCGUCGUCUCAUUCGAUUCAAUUCAAUUCAAUGGCGGGCUGGCUUUUUGCUCUUGCUAUUAUGGCGCGAUAUGGUACGCAAAG